Messenger RNA from Plasmodium coatneyi, 1164 nucleotides. Its product is annotated as KIR protein. Bases 1 to 1164 code for a protein of 387 amino acids. NCBI's taxonomy places the organism in Eukaryota, Apicomplexa, Aconoidasida, Haemosporida, Plasmodiidae. The record is from RefSeq and is a predicted model, not a curated record. The transcript has a single exon.
AUGUCGAUUAGUUUACCUUCAAGUCAGGCGUAUGAUAAUUUUAACGAUAAUUGGGAUACAUACUGUGGUGUCCCAGCAGUGAGCACCAUAAAGAACAGUCUAAGAACUACAUUGCAGGAGCAUCCAAAUACUCAAAGCUCUUUGAAUCAAAUUCUAGGAGCUUGGUAUUAUGUGAACAGAGGAAUGGGUAAACAGAAUCCAUCCUAUACAGAUCGAUGUGCCUUCUUUUAUUACUGGCUGGGGGAUAUGAUAUAUGGAAAAUUGAGCGUUGUUACAUCAUUCCAGGAAUUUAUGAAUAAAAUAUGGGGAAUAUUAGGAUCGUCCCCAUGGGACAAUAAGUGUACGCCUACAUAUAGCAACAUCAAAGGGCAUGACUUUAUACAGAGGAAACAAAUAUUCGACUACUAUUAUAAUUUUAAUAAUAUAUGCAAAAGUAUAGGGGACAGUAGUUCGGACUAUGGAAUGUAUUCCACUUCCUUAGGGAAAGUUCCUGAAGCCUAUGGACGCAUGAACAGUUACUGUGGGAGGGAACCUGAUAAGGAUCCAUAUUGUAAUGAAUUCCAGGAGAAAUACGAAAAAUACCUUAAGAGAAUAUUAUCAAAAGAAACGUGCAUUGAAAUAAAUAAACCUGGUUCUUCUGGACCAGGUUCUACCGGACAGCAGUCUCCCGGUUCUUCUGUACCCGGCAGUACUGGAACCUGGAAUCUAGGUUCUUCUGGCACCGGUUCUACUGGAACUUGCAGUCCAGGUCCAUGUCCAAACCAGGCCGGUUCAUCUCGUUCGUUUUCGGAUGCCGAUAUAGUGGAUGGUGUCUCUGGUGGAGAAGGAAAGGGAGGAAGUGACGAUGGUGGUAGUCACAGAAAAGAAGGGGAAGAAGAAGGUAGCAGCAACGUCACUUCCAUUGCAGUUCCUUCUGCAUUAGCUGCAGUAGGAUUACCUGCCUUAGCAUACUUUUUUUACAAGUAUAAAUCACACCUCUUCCUCUCUUCCUUCCUUAAGGGGAAUAACUCCUCUUCUGGAAGAAGCAGAAGGAAAAGUUCCCUUAGGAGAGAAUUUAAUGAGUUUGAGGAGGAGCACGACGACUACACGUCAACAUCGGAAUAUGAUUCAACUAAUUCGUCUGAAUAUUCAAUCUCGUAUACCUCAUCAUCAUCAUCCAGAUGA